This is a messenger RNA of Didymosphaeria variabile, 741 nucleotides long. RefSeq lists its product as uncharacterized. The record is from RefSeq and is a predicted model, not a curated record. Lineage: Eukaryota; Fungi; Ascomycota; Dothideomycetes; Pleosporales; Didymosphaeriaceae. Bases 1 to 741 code for a protein of 246 amino acids. Gene Ontology annotation, biological process: protein phosphorylation. Gene Ontology annotation, molecular function: ATP binding; protein kinase activity. The transcript is spliced from 2 exons.
AUGAAGCGGCUCCAGGAUGUUCCUGCCGAUCUUCGCUCCCGCUUCACCGAGCCGCUCGAGUUCUCAGAAGAAGACAGAGAUAACGGCCUGUAUUGGUACUCGAUGAAAGCUGUGAACGGAUUCACGUUGGCGCAGUUGCGUAACACAGCAAUAGCCGGCAACAUCAUCAUCCCACAAGAACUCGUCUUCCACGUGUACCUCCAACUCAACCAAGCGCUCCACUUCCUGCACACGUCUGAUCCGCCCAUGGCUAAGGGCGAUCUGAUCGCGGUGAACGUAAUGGUGGACCCGACCAACCAGGAUACCCCUGGAUUUCCGAAUGUCAAACUCAUAGAUUUCGGUGGCGCCACGGUGGGAGGUUCUUACGCGAAGAAUGUGAUAGAGAACGCAGACUUUCCAGACGCAGACAAGGAAAAGAACAGGUGCGUUCACGAGAUUGAAUUCACCGACUUUGUAGAUGCACUUGGAUAUCGUCUGGCGGUCCUUGGCUUGGAUACGCCGAGAGAGUAUCUGGAAAUCGACCUGCAAGAGAGGCUUCCCAAAGUUCUGAAAAUCAAGCGGGACUAUACAUCUGCAGAGAAUCUGCAGGCGAUUGAUUGUCUGGUGAAAGAGACUCAAGAAAGUAGCGGUAACAAGUUCCCGACUGACCAGCAAAUUCUGGACGCUGUCGGUCAAGAAGACCAGGCAUAUCAUAUAUUCGGGCGAGGUCGUGCGAACGAUACGCCUACAUCUCGUCAUUGA